Molecule: messenger RNA, 2187 nt
Organism: Macaca mulatta (Rhesus monkey)
Lineage: Eukaryota; Metazoa; Chordata; Mammalia; Primates; Cercopithecidae
Gene: YRDC
Product: yrdC N6-threonylcarbamoyltransferase domain containing
Biological process (GO): regulation of translational fidelity
Cellular component (GO): cytoplasm
Molecular function (GO): double-stranded RNA binding; tRNA binding; nucleotidyltransferase activity
Source: RefSeq, a predicted model, not a curated record
GCUGGGAGCGUCACUUCCUCCCGGAAGCGGGCCUGGGCGGAUGUCUCCGGCGCGUCGGUGCAGGGGGAUGAGGGCCGCGGUGGCUGCCAGCGUGGGGUUGAGCGAGGGGUCCGCUGGCUCCCGGAGCGGCCGCCUCUUCCGCCCGCCGAGCCCCGCUCCGGCGGCCCCCGGGGCCCGGCUGUUGCGGCUCCCGGGGAGCGGGGCCGUGCAGGCCGCGAGCCCGGAGCGCGCCGGCUGGACCGAGGCGCUGCGGGCCGCCGUGGCCGAGCUGCGCGCCGGCGCCGUGGUGGCCGUCCCCACCGAUACGCUAUACGGUCUGGCCUGCGCGGCGAGCUGCUCGGCGGCUCUGCGCGCUGUGUACCGCCUCAAGGGUCGCAGCGAGGCUAAGCCUCUGGCCGUAUGCCUCGGCCGCGUGGCCGACGUCUACAGAUACUGCCGUGUGAGAGUACCCGAGGGGCUCCUGAAAGACCUACUGCCAGGACCAGUGACCCUGGUGAUGGAACGCUCGGAGGAGCUCAACAAGGACCUAAACCCUUUUACGCCUCUUGUAGGCAUUCGGAUUCCUGAUCAUGCCUUUAUGCAAGACUUGGCUCAGAUGUUUGAGGGUCCGCUUGCUCUCACUAGCGCCAACCUCAGCUCCCAGGCCAGUUCUCUGAAUGUCGAGGAGUUCCGGGAUCUCUGGCCUCAGUUGUCCUUGGUCAUUGAUGGGGGACAAAUUGGGGGUGGCCAGAGCCCCGAGUGUCGCCUCGGCUCAACUGUGGUUGAUUUGUCUGUGCCCGGAAAGUUUGGCAUCAUUCGUCCAGGCUGUGCCCUGGAAAGUACUACAGCCAUCCUCCAACAGAAGUAUGGCCUGCUUCCCUCACAUGCGUCCUACCUGUGAAACUCUGGGAAGCAGGAAGGCCCAAGGCCUGGUGCUGGAUACUAUGUGUCUGUCCACUGAUGACUGGCAAGGCCUCAUUUGCAGAGGCCACUGGAGCUAGGGCACCUGACUGUUAAGGCAAUGUGUCUUUCUGAGCACUGGGAGCUGCUGGUUUACAGCUCGGGACAGGAUGUAUUGAUUUGUAGUUUCAUAUAUCAGCCAAAAGCUGAAUGGAAAAGUUAAGAACAUUCCUAGGUGGCCUUAUUCUUUUUUUUUUUUUUUUUUUUUUUUUUUUUUUUUUUUUUUUUUGAGAAGGAGUCUUGCUCCGUCACCCAGGCUGGAGUGCAGUGGCUGGAUCUCAGCUGACUGCAAGCUCUGCCUCCCAGGUUUACGCCAUUCUCCUGCCUCAGCCUCCUGAGUAGCUGGGACUACAGGUUCCUGCCACCUCGCCCGGCUAGUUUUUUUUUGUAUUUUUUAGUAGAGACGGGGUUUCACCGUGUUAGCCAGGAUGGUCUCGAUCUCCUGACCUCGUGAUCCGCCCAUCUCGGCCUCCCAAAGUGCUGGGAUUAUAGGCUUGAGCCACCGCGCCUGGCCUAGAUGGCCUUAUUCUAAUAAAUUUCUUCUGUCUGUUUUGUUUUUCAGUUGAAAAGUAAUUUAAAUGACAGAUUUAGAAUCUAGUGAGAGCCUUCUCUCUGGUGGGUGGUGGCAUUUAAGGUUCAAACCAGCUAGAAGUGCUGGUGCUGUUUAAGAAGUCUCAGGUGGCUGCGUGUGGUGGCUUGUGCCUGUAAUCCCAACAUUCUGGGAGGCCCAGGCGGGAGAACUGCUUGAGCCCAGGAGUUCAGAAUCAGCCUGGGCAACAUAGGAAUACUCCAUCUCAUAAAAAUUAAUAAAUAAAAAGUCUCAGGUGACCAAAGGCAUGGGUUGGGCUCCUGAAGCUAGAACCAGGUUUGGAUAAAGAUUGAAGAGCCGCAGACCACUCUUCCCUCUGAGCCACUGGGCCUAGUGGUGUCAUGUAUUGUAAUUGCUGGCAGGAAGAGCAGUCUUUUUGGUGUAAUAGUGGGAUGUCUGCUCAGUUGGCAAGGGUUCAGUCCAAACUGAAGAAUACUGGGAAAUAAACCUCCACUACCCUUUUCAGCCAGGGACUUUUUCCUUAUUUAUUCGUAAAUUAUAGUUAAUUAUACCCGUAAUAGCCUUGUUUAAAUCCAGUGUUCUCUGCAGCCUUUUGUCUAUUUAUAUGUGUACCAAGUGUUAAACAUAAUUACUGUUGGGCAUUUGAACUUUGUUUUUCUUUAAAGAAAUGCUGCUAUUAAACAUAUUUGUAAAUGGUU